CUCAUCUAUUCAAUCGCUGGCUGAAGAAGAAGGCUCAGGGGAUUAUCCGCAGGGCCUGUCACUUGUCUUCAUUGUUGUAGCUCUUCUUCUCAGUAUAUUCUUGACUGCUCUGGAUAUGACUAUUGUGGCCACAGCUAUUCCCAAGAUCACUGAUGAAUUUCACGGUCUCGGCGAUGUGACUUGGUACGCUUCAGCAUUCAUGAUGACCAUUGGUUGCUUCCAGUCGACAUGGGGCAAAGUUUUCAAGUAUUUUCCUCUUAAGACAAGCUUCAUUGUUUCGGUUUUUGUUUUCGAGCUCGGAAGCUUGAUUUGCGCUGUUGCUCCUAACUCUAUUGCGCUCAUCGUUGGUCGUGCCAUUGCUGGUGUCGGGGCUGCUGGCAUCGGCUCUGGCGCGUUCACUAUCAUUGCAUUCGCUGCUGAGCCAAAGAAGCGGCCGCUACUCACUGGUGUUAUUGGUGUAUCAUACGGUAUAGCGUCAGUUGUUGGACCUCUGGUUGGCGGUGCCUUCUCUGACAAGGUGACAUGGCGAUGGUGCUUUUACAUCAACCUACCCAUCGGUGGUCUUGCAGCCGGAAUGAUUCUUCUGUUCUUCCACACUCCCAAGCUGGCUCAGCCGGCCAAGGCGAGCUUGAAGGAGAAGAUCUUACAAAUGGACCUCCCCGGCACUGUCCUGAUAUUGUGUGCCGUCAUCUCAUACAUUCUUGCCCUCCAGUACGCUGGGUCUUCUAAGUCGUGGAAAUCGAGUACCGUGAUUGGCUUAAUCAUAGGCUCCUUUUUAAUUCUCGUUGCUUUUGUUGUUUGCGAGUACUUACAAGGUGAACGGGCCAUGUUAACCCCACGCUUAAUGAAGGACCGCAAAAUUUCUGUGAAUGCUGCAUAUGCGGUGUUUUUUGUUGGCUCUUACUUCAUUGUCGUUUACUACCUUCCCAUCUUCUUCCAGAGCAUUGACAACGUCAACCCUACUAUGUCUGGAAUAAGGAACCUGCCUCUUAUCAUUGCAGUGUCACUUUCACUCAUCUUCUCUGGCGGUAGUAUUUCUAAAACCGGCCAUGCUACUCCUCUUCUGGUUAUCGGAGCUGUUUUUGCAACUAUUGGUUCUGGUUUACUGUUUACACUUGACGUCGGAACCAGCACGGGAAAGUGGAUUGGAUACCAGAUUAUCGCCGGUGUUGGAUGGGGGCUAGCUUAUCAGGUUCCCAUUAUAGCCUCGCACGGUCACUCAAUUCCCAGUGACAUCGCAACUGUAACAGGUAUCAUCAUGUUCCAUCAAACUGUCGGUGGUGCAAUCUUCGUGGCCGCUGGAGAAGCCGCCUUUAACAACCAGCUCAUCCAGACCCUUCUAAAGAGCGCGCCAGAUGUCAACCCAAACCUUGUGAUUGCUACUGGGGCCACAGAACUACGGUCUACAUUCACCGCUGAGCAGAUGACCGGCAUCUUAGUUGCAUACACCAAAGGAAUCCAGUCCGCUUUUGCAGUGGCUAUCGCCGCUGCAGGCGUGGCUUUCUUCAUCAGCUUGUUCAGCAAUUUCAAAAGGAUUCAUGGAGAUGCAGCCCAGAGCGCGGCUGUGGCGUAAACAUCUGGCAGCCAAGUCUAUGGGUCAAAAACCUUAUUUCAUUACUCUCUCUCAUAGACUGUCCCUAGAAAUCCUGCGAAUG
Molecule: messenger RNA, 1655 nt
Organism: Talaromyces proteolyticus
Lineage: Eukaryota; Fungi; Ascomycota; Eurotiomycetes; Eurotiales; Trichocomaceae
Product: major facilitator superfamily domain-containing protein
Exons: 4
Coding region: 116-1573 (485 amino acids)
Biological process (GO): transmembrane transport
Molecular function (GO): transmembrane transporter activity
Source: RefSeq, a predicted model, not a curated record